AUGUUGCCAGAUACUGUAUCGUCGCAGUUCCCGGACCGACCGAUUCGGCCGUUACCGAAACGUCGACUGCGCGAGAAGCUCUCACCAGGGACCGUAGAGACAAUAGCGUAUCCUCCUUCAACUCAGGAAACUACGCCUCUCUUUUAUUACCCCCCAUACAACUUCAGAAAACACACGAGCCCGCCAAGGGCAUGUUCUACAAGCCCAUCUCAACAAACUCGUCGAGCGGAGGAGGGCUGCAACUAUACCCCUCGACGAAACGGGCUGGGGCUACCAGAUGGCGAAGACGAAGAGCCGGCUUUGCGAAGCACUCUUGUUACUAGAACACCCCCAGAGAUCUUGACUCGCGAGACUCAGCGAUCCUCGAAGCCAGAUAUCCCUGAUCCGCAACCGCCGCUUUCCGCAACGUCCUCUGUGGAUGGUUAUGAUGUAUUUGAAAACACGAACAACAAAAAGAAGCGGAAAAUUCCUUCCGCUGGGGAGCUUUCUGUUAAUGGUACCCAGGGCUCGAAUAAUGAGAUUGCCAUUUCAGCUGGUGCAGCUGCUAACGCGAACUCAGAGCAGGAGGGCAGUGGUAUAAUAUCAAAUGCUAUCGCAAACGCCGAGAAACUUCGACCUCAGGGACAGGAGAACGUGAGUCUGCUUCAGCAACACUCUAUCGCAACAAGAUCGACUCCAGCAUCGACCCAAUUCACUUUCACCUGUGAUUCCCAAGUUCCUGGCAUGAUUCAGUGGCCUGGCCACUCGAGCAAGCACAGCAUGUCAACUCAGGCUGGCCCUGGCUCCUUACCACCUGGCAGUGUUGCUCCUCACGAUGGGUCUUCCGUGGCAGCUAGUCGAGGCUCCGGAAGUUCUCGUCGAGACAGCAAACGACGCCUAGACAGAUCACUCGAAAGGGCUGCGCGUCGUCGUCGUCAAGAGGCGCGGCGGGAUUCCACCAAAACAGCUGACGAAUGGAUUUGCGAAUUCUGUGAAUAUGAGAUGAUAUUUGGGGUACCACCCAAAGCAUUGAUCCGGCAGUAUGAGAUGAAAGACCGUCGGCGCCGACAGGAAGAAGCUGAUCGCAAACGACUUCUCGAAAAGGCCAAGGAGAAAAGUCGGAAGGCCAGAAAGGGCGGCAAGAAAGCUGCAUCUCGGGGCGAGAAUGCUGCCGCUCAGAACUCGCUUCAGGAGCCUAGCACAUCUGUGGACAUGAACCACAAUCAUUCAAAUCAGUCAGUAGAGGACGAGAACCAUUUCCCGAAUUCCCCGGGAGAUCGCACUGGGCCAGACAUACCGACUGAGAUCCAGUCAUCAUAG
Molecule: messenger RNA, 1299 nt
Organism: Fusarium tjaetaba
Lineage: Eukaryota; Fungi; Ascomycota; Sordariomycetes; Hypocreales; Nectriaceae
Exons: 3
Coding region: 1-1299 (432 amino acids)
Source: RefSeq, a predicted model, not a curated record